Ailuropoda melanoleuca (giant panda) is the source of this 5320-nucleotide messenger RNA. RefSeq names its product zinc finger protein 667 (gene ZNF667). Lineage: Eukaryota; Metazoa; Chordata; Mammalia; Carnivora; Ursidae. The coding region runs from base 2695 to 4551 and encodes 618 amino acids. The record is from RefSeq and is a predicted model, not a curated record. Gene Ontology annotation, biological process: regulation of DNA-templated transcription. The transcript is spliced from 5 exons.
GUCUGUGAGAUGGUGGGGUUGUGCGGCUACGUGGGGUCGUGAGGCGGCGCGGAGUCGUGGGCCGGGGGCGGUGCGAGGUCGUGAGGCAGCGAGGGGUCUUGAGGCGCGGGGUCCCGGGGUGGUGAUGUAGUGCGGGGUCGUGGGCUGGGGGCGGUGCGAGGCCGUGAUGCGGCGCGGGGUCCUGAGGCUGUGCGGAGUCCUGGGCCGAGGGCGGUGCGGGGUCCCGGGGUGGUGAUGCAGCGCGGGGUAGUGAGGUGCGGGGUCGUGGGUCCGGGGGCGGUGCAGGGCCGUGAGGCGUCACAGAGUCGUGGGCGGGGGGCGGUGCGGGGUCCCGGGGUGGUGACGUAGUGCGGGGUCGUGAGGCGGGGCUUGGGCUGCGGGCCCCGGGCUGCGGGCCCCGGGCGGGCCUGGACUGUUCGGGACUCGUGGUGGCGUCGCGUGCUGUGUGUGAGACGGGCGGCAGGUGUGGGGACGGUCGCGUGUCCCAGGUCCGUGCAGUUCCCUGUGCGGCGCGGGGCGUGUGGGAAGAGGGAGCGGAUGCUUGUGGGCGCUGGCAGCGGGCGUGUGCAGGCGGCACUGAGGCUUCUGUUGGUGGAGCGCAUUCGUGUGUGCGCCUCGGGCCGGUGGGGCGGGUGCUCACCGUGUGGGACGGCUGUGGGACGGCCGUGGGAUUGCACUGGGUGAUUGUGCGACCCAGCGAGCGUGUCUUCUGCUGCGCUGGCGUCUCUUCUGCCGGCUGGAGAGUUCUGAGCGGCUGCGCGGUCUGCCCGCCCCGCUGAGAGGGAGGGAGGGCGGGCAGCGGCGGGCACCCCAGCGCGGGAGAAGUAAGCGGGUGACACGGGGGAGACACCCAGCGCAGAGUUGUCGGUGCGGUGGGUCGUAAUGCUGGGUCAGGUUCCUGGGAGGUAGGGGCGUGGUGGUGAAGGCUGGGGGAUCUUCCAUCUCAGAAGUUGAGAUGAAGGUCCGACCUCCCCCCAGUGGAGCAGCAGUUCUCCUAGGAACACAGCCUGCCUUAGUGUGUUAUCUGAAGGGAGAGCAAGGCCCACCGUGGCCUCUGGGACCUGUGGAUGCGGAGGGCUGCUCCUCUCCUUUCUAACCAGCGUCGCAGAGCGCAGACUCUGGAACUCCACGUUCCAUCACUCACUAGUCGCGGGACUUCGAGAGAGGUUUCUGAAAUUCACUGCCCCUUCUUUCGCUCCCCAAACGGGGAUGAUAGUAAUACCGAUCCUAGGCUUGUGGCGAGUAUUAAGUAGAACGGUACCUGACCCAAGUAAGCAACAUAGAAGUGAGUGCUUAAUUAUUAAAUAAUGACCCCAAGGUUCGCACACCCACCUAGAGAGCAAAAUCCACGGGAAGAAAAGUAAAGUUGAGCCCAGAGUAAAGGUUUCGGGUCAACAUAUAAAAUUACCGUGAAGUCUAGGCUGGAGCUCAGGUUCGGAAUUUUCUAGUCAGGGUCCUGGGAGGGCAGUAGUGGGGUGUAGGAGGGGAGACCAGGAAUACAGGGUCUUCGAGGAUGGAGAUGUCCCUAGGGAGCCUGUGAGGUGAAUAACCUGGUUUGGGAAGGAGCAGUCCCGAUAACAAAGGGAUCUGGAGAUGUUUCUGUAUCUAGGGCAUUCUUUGCAUUGUGGAUACUUCGGGCCAGAUAAUUUUUUGUUUAGGGGUGUGUAUAUUGGGGGGGAGGGGCUGCCCUAACUAUGGUAGGAUGUUUAGCGUUAUCCAUGGUCUCUACACACCAGGUGGCAGCAGCACAUCCCCCUCCUGCCCUAACUGUGAAAGCAAAAAUGUUUCCACACAUUGCCAGUGCCCCCAAUGAAGAAGCACUGACGGAGUGCUGCUUUGUUCCUUUUAAGAUCGACAUGGUGUCCCAUCAUGUGUACAUAACAAUCACUUAGCCAUUUUCCUAUCUGUGGGCAUUUUGGUUAUCUCCCGUCUCUUGAUGACUUAUAUUUGGUAAGCACUGGCACUGCUCUAAGCGUGUUACAUGUUUUCAUUCAUUUAAUUUUUCAAACAUUUAAUUUUCCAAAUGCCCUUUGGAGUCAUUGUUACUUGCCCCAUUUGCCAGUUGAGGAAGCCGAGGCCUAGAGAGGACAUGAGAGUUCACCCAGAGAAGGAUAGCAGAGUUAGAAGUCGAACCCAGACAGCCUCCAGGCUCAUGCCCUUCACUGUGGAAUCUUACUGCCUCUUCCCACAAGCCUUGCCACAAUGAAUAACCUCUACAGUUUGGGGAUAUUAGCUACAAGGAUGAGAACUCCAGGCAAAGAAUACAGCUUUGUUCUCAGAGACUGUGUGGCAGUGGAGUGCUGGGCUGGCUCACACUAGAUCACAAAUCUGUUGUGUACACCUUUCCCCACUUCUAUGCUCAACGGCAUGAGUUUGUAACUUAGAGUGGGGCCCUCGUGGGAUUGUUUACAGCAUGGAAAUUGGCAGGUGCUACAAAUCACUGAGCAUAACCCUACCCUGGAGUCUAAUGCAGGGAGAAUUCAGGCAUCUUCAGACUCCGGGUAGGCCCCUUUGUCUCCACUUUCUGCAUGAGGGAAGCCUUGCUCAGCACAGUCACAGAAUGGAAGGCCAGCCAACUUGGUCACUGAGCCACAACUCUUCAGCCUUAAUGUGCUGUACUGCAAAUCUCCCCAAGUCCUGUGGCCGUUCUGAUAUAACAAAGCCCCGCCUUCUCUGCACUCUGCCCUUCUCCACAUGUGGACCCUCAAGGGGGAGGAAAGGAUGCCUGCUGCACGAGGGAAGUCCAAGUCCAAGGUGCCAGUGACGUUUGGGGAUUUGGCCAUUUACUUCUCCCAGGAGGAGUGGGAAUGGCUGAGCCCCAUUCAGAAGGAUCUAUAUGAAGAUGUCAUGUUGGAGAACUACCAGAACCUGGUCUCUCUCGGACUUUCCUUUCGGAGGCCAAAUGUGAUCACCUUAUUGGAGAAAGGGAAAGCACCUUGGAUGGUGGAGCCAGUGAGGAAACGCCGGGGCGUGGACUCAGGGUCUAAAUGUGAGACCAAGAAGUUACUUCCAAAUCUGUGUAACAAAUCUGGGCAAAGCGUCUAUCAGAAACCAGUUUCUGCAUCACAGAAAAUUUCCACAGGAAAGAAAGGCUGCAAGAAGAAUUCAGUUCAAAUAAAACCCAGGAAGGUGCAUUCAGGGAAGAAAUCUUUAAAAUGCAAUGACUGUGGGAAAACCUUUGGUCAAAGCUUAUCUCUUAAACUUCAUCAGAAAUCUCAUACUGGAGAGAAGCCUUAUGAAUGCAGUAAUUGUAGAAAAGCUUUCAGACAGAUCUCAUCCCUCAUUCUUCAUCAGAAAAUUCACAAUGGAAGGAAAAGCUUUGAAUGUGAUAAAUGCGGAGAAAGCUUCAUUCAAAGAACAUCUCUUAUUCUACAUGGAAAAGUUCAUAAUGGAAAGGAAACCUUUGACUGUGGGAAGGCCUUGAGUCAGUGCCCACCUCUCAUGGGCCAGAAAAUUAAUUUUGUUGAGAACAUCCACCAGUGUGGAAAGUGUGGGAAAGACUUCAUUCGAAUGUCAUCUCUGUUACUUCAUAAGAAAAUUCACAGUGGAAAGAAAAUACAUAAAUGUAAUAAAUGUGGGCGAUGCUUCAAUAAGAAAUCAGCCCUUGUUAUACAUAAAAGAAAUCAUACUGGAGAGAAAACCCGUGAAAGUGAGAAGGCCUUAAGUCAGAGUCCACAGCAGAAAAGUCACCAUUUAGAGAAUCCUUAUAAAUGCAGAGAAUGUGGAAAAUCCUUUAAUAGGAUUUCAUCCAUUAUGCUUCAUCAGAGAAUUCACAUGUCAAAGAAACCCUACAAAUGUGAUAAAUGUGAGAAGGUCUUCAGGCGGCUUUCAACCCUUAUUCUACAUCUAAGAAUUCAUAAUGGAGAGAAACUGUACAGAUGCAGUAAAUGUGAGAAGGUCUGUAAUCGGCAUUCAUCCCUUAUUCAACAUCAGAAAGUUCAUACAAGGAAAAAGAAACUGUUUGAAUGUAAGGAAUGUGGAAAGAUGUUUUCUGGAACUGCCAACCUUAAAAUACAUCAGAACAUUCAUUCUGAAGACAAACCUUUCAAAUGCAAUAAAUGUAGUAAAGUUUUUGGCCGUCAGUCAUUUCUUAUUGAACAUCAGAGAAUUCAUACUGGAGAAAAACCCUAUCAGUGUGAGGAAUGUGGAAAAGCCUUCAGUCACCGAAUAUCUCUUACUCGACAUAAGAGAAUUCAUACUGAAGAUAGACCCUAUGAAUGUGAUCAGUGUGGGAAGGCCUUCAGUCAGAGUGCCCACCUUGCCCAACAUGAAAGAAUUCACACUGGAGAAAAACCAUAUACAUGCAAAACAUGUGGGAAGGCCUUUAGUCAACGCACGUCCCUUAUUCUACAUGAAAGGAGUCAUACUGGAGAGAAACCCUAUGAAUGUAAUGAAUGUGGGAAGGCAUUUAGCAGUGGCUCAGAUCUUAUUCGGCAUCAGAGAAGUCAUUCUUCAGAGAAACCAUAUGAGUGUAGUAAAUGUGGGAAGGCAUAUAGUCGGAGUUCAUCCCUGAUUCGACAUCAGAAUACACAUUCUGAGGAAAAAGCCUAAGUUUGUUCUAAAUAUGUGAAAGCAUAGAGUGAGGCUAUCAAAGUAGCAGAGACCAAGGCAUAGGAAAAUUCAUUUGUCUGUAACAUAAAUUUUGUAAAAAUGGGACCAUUUGAUGAUGUGUCUCACUUUGAAAGCCAAAGAGCAAAAGUCAUUGGUGACUUUGACCAGAUGAUUUGUAAUCAACUGACGGGGUGACCUUAUCAUAGGUCUUAAUUUCACAGUAGCAAGCUCAGUUGAUUGGAUCAGUCAUUUUUAAUGAAGACCACUCUUCAUUUGGUAAGAAUUACUGAUAUUUUAUUUCCAGUGUAAUUUAAAGCUAUUUGUUAGUCACAUACAGCAAAGUAGAAUUUCAGUGUCCAUAUUUGUGGAUGGGGCUUUGAGCCUGAUUUAAGGUCACAGGAAGAAUGAGUUUGAGUUUGUCCCUUAGGACUGGAACUGUCACAUAUAAGAGAUUUCCUGGGCAAACCAGCAUGGUACUUCCAGCUUGCAGAAAAUUGUGGGUGUGAAAAAAGAAGAAUGAGUCUUCAUGUGGAUAAAAGAUAGCUCUCAUAAUUGUGUGAAUCAGUUGACUCAUUACCAUAUUGUUUUCAUACGAAUAUAUAUGAUAUUCAUGCGAUGAAAAAUCUAACAAGCCUGAGACAGGCUAAUGGGAAAAAAGAAACCAGAGAAAUGAGAACUUAAAAGCAGGGAGAAAUUAUUUGUUAUUGUUAUAUUGAAAAUAAAUUUGUCUAUAUUUAUAUAAAUAAACAUUGGUAUUUUCAUGUAAGAA